This is a messenger RNA of Apodemus sylvaticus (European woodmouse), 3903 nucleotides long. It is a transcript of the gene Prdm4, whose product is annotated as PR/SET domain 4. Lineage: Eukaryota; Metazoa; Chordata; Mammalia; Rodentia; Muridae. The transcript has 12 exons. Gene Ontology annotation, molecular function: DNA-binding transcription factor activity, RNA polymerase II-specific; histone deacetylase binding; histone methyltransferase binding. Gene Ontology annotation, cellular component: nucleus; cytoplasm. The record is from RefSeq and is a predicted model, not a curated record. Gene Ontology annotation, biological process: cell fate commitment; regulation of transcription by RNA polymerase II; transcription by RNA polymerase II. The coding region runs from base 377 to 2785 and encodes 802 amino acids.
GGAAGCGCGGCCCCCGAGGGUGCGGCCCUGACCGGGCGGGGCCGGGCGGGAAAUGUUAGGGGAGCUGUAAACUGGGCACGGGGUCCCGGGAGGCAAGAGCGUCCGGGCCGACCUCUGGCCGGAUGAAGAGCCAGGCGGCUGGGCCAGUGCUCCCCGGCGCGGGCCUCAGGUUGGCCAGUCCGGCUGCCAGCGCUUCUGCGAAAACAGCCCCGGGCGCCGCCCAGCAUGCUGGGCACUCGGCGCGGAGCGCAGCCGCCGGCCCUCGGAGACGUCGGGCAGUGCGGGGAGGCGCGGCCACCGGCGGGAUGUGGUAGCACGUGACACCGGCCCCAGCGCGCACCUAUCAGGCGCCGGCCCCCUGCACAGGACGCGCAGGAUGAAUGACAUGAACUUGAGCCCAGUGGGGAUGGAGCAGCUGUCUUCAUCCUCCGUGAGCAAUGCCCUGCCAGUCUCAGGAAGUCACCUGGGUUUGGCUGCCUCUCCCUCUCACAGUGCCAUCCCUGCCCCAGGACUUCCAGUGGCAAUUCCCAACCUGGGUCCCUCCCUGAGCUCUCUGCCUUCCGCCUUGUCUCUGAUGCUCCCCAUGGGCGUUGGCGAUCGAGGAGUAAUGUGUGGGUUACCCGAAAGGAACUAUACCCUACCUCCACCACCUUACCCUCACCUGGAGAGCAGUUACUUCAGAACCAUCCUACCUGGCAUUUUAUCUUAUUUAGCUGACAGACCACCUCCUCAGUAUAUUCACCCCAACUCUAUAAAUGUUGAUGGAAAUACAGCAUUAUCGAUCACCAACAACCCUUCAGCACUAGAUCCCUAUCAGGCCAAUGGAAAUGUUGGAUUAGAACUAGGCAUUGUUUCCAUAGACUCUCGCUCUGUAAACACACAUGGUGCCCAAAGUCUUCAUCCUAACGAUGGCCACGAAGUAGCAUUGGACACAACGAUCACUAUGGAGAAUGUGUCUAGGGUCACCAGCCCAAUCUCCACAGACGGAAUGGCAGAGGAGCUUACAAUGGAUGGGGUUACAGGAGAGCAUUCCCAGAUCCCGAAUGGCUCCAGAAGUCAUGAGCCCCUCUCUGUGGAUUCUGUGAGCACCAGCCUUACAGCAGACGCUGUGGGCCAUGGUGGUGUGAUGCCCAUUCAUGGGAAUGGUCUGGAGCUUCCCGUGGUCAUGGAGACAGACCACAUUGCAAACCGGGUCAAUGGCAUGUCGGACAGUGCCCUCAGUGACUCCAUCCACACUGUGGCCAUGAGCACCAACUCUGUAAGCGUGGCACUCUCUACCUCACACAACCUGGCCUCCCUAGAAUCUGUUUCCCUCCAUGAAGUUGGCCUUAGCCUAGAGCCAGUGGCUGUCUCUUCCAUCACGCAGGAGGUUGCCAUGGGGACAGGUCAUGUAGAUGUAUCCUCGGACAGCUUGUCUUUUGUACCAUCUUCACUGCAAAUGGAAGACUCCAAUUCAAACAAGGAAAACAUGGCAACCUUGUUUACAAUUUGGUGCACUCUCUGUGACCGAGCCUACCCCUCUGAUUGCCCUGAUCACGGACCAGUGACCUUUGUUCCUGACACGCCAAUAGAGAGCAGAGCACGACUAUCUCUCCCGAAGCAGCUUGUCCUCCGCCAGUCCAUCGUAGGAGCAGAUGUCGUUGGUGUCUUUCCAUCGAUAGGCGUGUGGACUGCAGAGACCAUCCCUGUGCGGACGUGCUUCGGGCCUCUCAUUGGUCAGCAGAGUCACUCUUUGGAAGUAGCAGAGUGGACAGACAAGGCAGUUAACCAUGUCUGGAAGAUAUACCACAAUGGCGUCCUAGAAUUCUGCAUCAUUACAACUGAUGAAAAUGAGUGUAAUUGGAUGAUGUUUGUGCGCAAAGCCAGGAACCGUGAAGAACAGAAUUUGGUGGCCUAUCCCCAUGAUGGGAAAAUCUAUUUCUGUACCUCACAAGACAUCCCUCCUGAAAACGAGCUGCUUUUCUACUACAGCCGGAAUUAUGCUCAACAGAUGGGUGUUCCUGAACACCCAGAUGUGCACCUCUGUAACUGUGGCAAGGAGUGCAGUUCCUAUUCCGAGUUCAAAGCGCAUCUGACCAGCCAUAUCCACAGCCAUCUCCCUAGCCAGGGCCACAGCAGCAGCCCCGGGCCAGCGCACAGCAAGGAGAGGAAGUGGAAGUGCUCCAUGUGCCCCCAGGCCUUCAUCUCCCCCUCCAAGCUCCACGUCCACUUCAUGGGUCACAUGGGGAUGAAGCCCCACAAGUGUGAUUUUUGUAGCAAGGCUUUUAGUGAUCCAAGCAACCUACGGACACACCUCAAAAUACACACAGGUCAGAAGAAUUAUAGGUGUACUUUGUGUGACAAGUCUUUCACGCAGAAGGCUCACCUGGAGUCUCACAUGGUCAUCCACACGGGUGAGAAGAAUCUCAAGUGUGAUUACUGUGACAAGCUGUUCAUGCGGAGACAAGACCUCAAGCAGCAUGUUCUCAUCCACACACAAGAACGCCAGAUCAAGUGUCCGAAGUGUGAUAAACUGUUCUUGAGAACAAACCACUUGAAGAAGCAUCUCAAUUCUCACGAAGGAAAACGAGAUUAUGUCUGCGAGAAAUGUACAAAGGCUUAUCUGACCAAGUACCAUCUCACUCGCCACCUGAAGACCUGCAGAGAGCCCACCUCCAGUUCCUCAGCGCAGGAAGAAGAGGACGAUGACUCAGAGGAAGAAGGCCUCGCAGACUCCAUGACGGAGGACUGCAGGAUGAGCAGUGCUAUUUACUCAACAGAUGAGUCUCUCUCUGCACAUAAAUAGGGACAAGCAGCUGCUUUGGAUGGAAACAUAAAACCAACCCGCUGUUCAAGUGGCCUGAGUGGGGGUCGCUCGCUACAGCACUUCCAGAGGAACAGCCGGUGGAGGAACGUCCGGUGGAGGAACGUCCUGUGGGUUCUUUAAGGUGGCUGGGAGGCGAGGCAUGGUCUGUCCUGUCUCUCAGUGAUGGGUGGCAGUGAGAGGCCCAGCGUUUGAUACCUGCUCUUUAGUCACAUGUAACUUAGGGUGCACUUACGUCCUUUCGUCCAAACAAACCAGAUCUCUCUCCCAUUGUUCCAUUUCCCCCAGCCAACGUGACUGGAGCCAUCCCACUGCUAACUACACAUGCACUAUUGUAAGGUAUGUGUUUCAGAGAGAAUUGUAACAGCCGUGCAAGUGUUAGGACGACUGUAAUUAAUUGAAACAAUCCCUGCCUGCCUGCCUGCCCGCCCUCUGCCGCGGUUGAGAGGGCAGGUAAAGCAGCAGCCGUGGGUCAGAGGACUGGCCGAGAGAGGAAAAGGUCCGGACGCCCACCUCUGAUGGAAGCCGAGGUUAGCCACCUGGUUAUGUGUAUGUGCACAUCUUUGUGGUCUAGCCAUGGCUCUGUCUUCAGGAAAGCCAACCUUCAGUCUCUGAGUGGACCUAGAGUAUUACCAGUGUUCAAAUAAAGCCUGCUGGGCGGUCUCCAGUCAGGAGUGCAUCUGCGCUCACUGAUGACUGCUGCCCACAGGGGGAAGAGGGGGCGUGUUUUAAAUGUGGGCUUACUUUAUGGAAACCAUCACAAUGUUGCUAGCUGAGGGCAACAAGUAGGGGUUCAGUGGGCCUUCCCAGUCGUCGUCCUUGCUGAGGUCCUCACCAGUGAGGUGUAGGGGACACCAGAGGUGUUAGAGAAGGCGGAUAGUCACCCCGAGAGCAGGCAUACCCAGCUUGUCAAGAAGCUGAUACAUCCUGAACUUGACAGGGCUGGUGGAUGGAACAUGCCUUCCUGCUCAAAGGCACUGCCUUGGCUUAAGUAGAAGACUCUGCUGGGAAGGUUUUGCUGCUAAUGUAUUUAUAGAAUGAAUGUAUUUCAUUCAAAUCUGUAUUCCUCUAGGAAGAAUUAAAAUCAUUUUUAAUGAAAA